Messenger RNA from Mytilus californianus (California mussel), 3906 nucleotides. RefSeq lists its product as uncharacterized. The record is from RefSeq and is a predicted model, not a curated record. The transcript is spliced from 7 exons. NCBI's taxonomy places the organism in Eukaryota, Metazoa, Mollusca, Bivalvia, Mytilida, Mytilidae. The coding region runs from base 107 to 910 and encodes 267 amino acids.
GUUGGUGAUUUGACUUGAUGCAUUUUAUAUAAUAUUACUGUAUAGUUCCUGUGUGAUCAAAUAUUGUACCAAGACAUAUUCUAUCGGCAGAAUUAGAGGUCUAAAUAUGGAAAUAGCAUGGAUUCAAUUUGUUUCUUUUUUCCAAGGUAUUUCAUGCCUGUUAUUCCUACCUAACCAAACAUUUGACUACAUUGACGCGCUAGAUUACUGCGCUUCCAAAAACAAUAGUGUUUUGUCAAACUUAUCAGAUGCCAUGCUAGCAAGAAAUAGGUGCAUGCUAACCAAUUGUGACGUAUGGUAUAAGAGAAAACAGACAGAUCCAGAUUUAGGUUCGGAAAAGCCUGAUGGAAUGUGUUAUGUAUACGGUAGCUAUUGGAAACCCUGCAGGGAAAAGUUGUGGUUCUUUUGUAAUGAUGGAGAGAAUCCUGGAUCAGUUCAAUGUUCAAGACCGACAGGGAUCCUUGCAUGUUCACAUCCGGCAGGCAAACUCAUUGACAGGGGUAUACCAUACCCACUUAUAAAAUAUUCAGAUGACCACACACGUAAAAACACAAACGGAAAGUCAACGAAGCAGGAAAUUGAUUUUAACUUCUACGAAUGGAUGAUUAUAGCAGGCGCUGUUAUUCUAGCUAUCUUGGUAACUUUGGUCGUUGUUGGUGCCAUUUUGAAAUGCCGCAAACCAAAGCAAACUCCAAAAGACAAGUUGCUUACCACUUCAGAAGACACUGGUCUAGGAAAAUACGUAACUGACAGCAAAUGGUACGAAGGCACUCAUGAAUUUAUCAAUGAACCACCGCAUAUUUACGACAAAUCUAUCACUGAACCACCGCAUAUUUACGACAAAUCUAUCAUUGAGCCACCGCAUAUUUACGACAAAGCAGAAAUAACAGUCUAUGAUUAUGCAAUUUAAGCUCAUCUGCUCAUUAAUUGAUGAGUGUUCUUACACAAAUAUGACAAUAACUGUUCAUAUAUGUAUUAUAAUAGUUUGACGUUAUGUAUAUAGUAGUUGUCGUUUGUUGAUGUGGUUCAUAAGUGUUUCUCGUUUCUCGUUUUUUAUAUAGAUUAGACCGUUGGUUUUCCCGUUUGAAUGGUUUUACACUAGUAAUUUUUUGGGGCCCUUUAUAGCUUACUGUUCGGUGUGAGCCAAGGCUCCGUGUUGAAGACCGUACUGUGACCUAUAAUGGUUUACUUUAUUAAAUUUGACUUGGAUGGAGAGUUGUCUCAUUGGCACUCAUACCACAUCUUCUUAUAUCUAUAUAUGAAGUUGCAUCAAAACGUAGUAAGAACGAGUAGAAAAGGAUAGUUCCGUAAACUUUCUAUUUAAGUAACAUUAAAAUUCAAUGUUACGAAAAAAAAACAAAAAAAAAAAACAAAAAAAAUCCCAAGAAUUCGAAUAUGGAAAAAUAUUUUAUUUGUUUUUUAACAGUGUAAUUAACGCACGCUACGCUCGUCCAUUAGGAAAGGUUUUGGUAAGUUUCAGGAUGAAUAUUUGUUUUUAUAUUUGAAUUCUUGGAUUAGUUAUUUAUAAGUAACUAAAGCUGUACAUUUAUCAGAAGUCCUUAUAAUUGUAAAAUUGUAAGUCGUUUAGUUUAAAUGUUCUGUAAAGUAGUAAUUUUCAGAUUUUUAUACUUUAUUGUUCAUAUAUUUAUUACAAUUAUAUUUUACAAAUUAUAAACCUGUUUUUUUACUUUGAGACCACUUUGCAUACUCUCCCAACCCUUAUUAAUAACUAACUCGUGACAAUACAAGUUCAUUAUCAUUACAUUAGCAAAUCAUUAUUUGUAUUUUAUCACGAAUUUAUAGUAAAUAACUUAUAAUUUCACAAUAAAAUGAUUUUAACACUAAAAGAUAACCUAAUUCUAUAUUUUGCGACAAAUGAGCUUAGCUAACUAGUAUGAAAGUAUACUCAUUUGCUUCAAGUUAUUAUCACAUGACUGUGUGCAACAAUAUUCCUCUAUUCGCAAAUUGGCAACUUCCUGAAAAUAUGCCAAUGUACUUUAUAUUUCUUAAGAGACCAAAUGAGUUUAACAACUAUAGGUGACCGUACGGCCUUCAACAAUGAGCAACACCUAUGCCGCAUAGGUAGCUAUAAAAGGCCCCGAAAUGACAAAUGUAAAACAAUUUAAACGAGAAAACAAACGGCUUGAUUUAAGUACAAAAAAAAAACGAAAAAAAAUAUGAUUUAUAGCAACAAAUGGUAACCAUUGACUUGGGACAUGCACACACAGAAUGUGACGGGUAAAAAAUGUUUGCUGGCGCCAAAACCCUCCCCUAACCUGGGACACUUGUGUAACAGUAUGCCAUAAGAACAAACUAUAAAAACCAGUGGAAAAAGGCUUAACUCAUCAAAUCGAUACAAAGCACAUACAGUACAGAUCUGAGAGUACUCGCAGUUACUAAAAGCUAAUAAAAAAUCAUUUGUCUAAAACUAAAAUAUCAAUCAAUACAUACCCAACAUCCAAUGGACUUAGUGUAAAGACGUCAUUAACAGUCAGAGAAGAACAUGACCUUGUGCAAUGCCAAAAUAUACGCAUCGGCUGAUUAUAUAACCAUGAAUAUACGUAUGGGUACAACAAUAAUAUUUGUUUGGUUUAAAUUUACUGAUAAUCAAUAUUUUUAUCGAUUAAAACAAUAUUUAAAGAUCUAACUACAAUUGAAUUUUAACCUUUUAGAAUAUCUAAAUUUAUGGGCUCGGUAAACAACAUCACCGUAAAAAUUAGGAUGUGCUAUUCCGUUUGUAAUAAGUCUUCUACAGGUACAGCCAAACUUCUAAAUUGAAUCGUGGUAAGGAAAUCCUUGCCUCAAUAAUUUACCAGUAAUACAUAAAUUAUUUUCAUUGAAACCCAAAACGUCACUACAGACACGGGCAUAGCGAUCGAGUUGUGAUAAAAACACCGUAAGAUGGUGCCAACGGAACUUCACCGUCGAUAAAAGGAAAAUUAGCAAUAGGGAACGAAAAAUCAUCCCUUUUGUCGGAAAGUUUUGAGUAGAGUUUCCCGUGUAAACCUGAAGUAUAUAAAUCUAGAAAGGGACGGUUAUUACCGUUUAUUUUGAUUUAUUUGAAGUAAGUUCCUUUUGGGUAAGUUUCAGCAGCAUAUUAAGAAAACUAUUGAUUAUUCAACGAACAAAUGUCAUCAAGAUAACGGUAAGUGUUGAUGAAUCUAUCAAUUAAAUGCAAUUUAGACGGGUCUUUACUUAGUUUGGCCAUAAACUGAGAUCCAUAUCAGUAAAAGAACAAGUCUGCUUUAUAGGGGCGCAAUUGGUGCUCAUAGAAAAACAUACUACCUGUCGAAACGUAAAUAAAUUUUGUAAAGGAGAACAUAUACAGCUUCUAUCAUCUCCCCAUACCUCCAGUAAAUAUAUCCAGCAUAUUUACUUUUCUCAUUAGAAAAUAAGGCUUGAUAUGAGUUGCAGCAAAUUAAUUUGCAAUCAGCUUUUUCAAACGACUAUUUAAUUAAAUAAGAAAACGUUUGCUUGAUAAGAUUGUGUGGAAUUGUAGUGUGGAGAGUUGAAAAGUCAAAACUGUCAACCGAAACAAAAGGACCAUCAUAAGCACGUAAUUUAUCUUAAACAUCCAAAGAAUUUUGAACAAUAUCGAAGAAUUGGCUCCUGGGGUCUAACAGUCCACCAGCAGAGGUAUCGACCCAAUGUCAGUAAUAAUAUAAACGGUACCAACUUUAUUGCACCAGAUGAGCAUUUCGACAAUUAAUUUUUUUCAGUAAUGCUCUCAGAUUUAGUAUCUCUAAAAGAAUAAUGUUAUGUAUUAAGCAAUCUUAGUUGUUGAUUUGCAGUAUAAUGUGGAUAUUAAGUACAUAGUUGAUUUUGACAAUUCUGGAACUAAAUCUUUUUUAUGCAGUGAUAUAUUCAUGUAGAAGUAAAUUAAAAAUAAAAUAUUAUGAUAAGAAA